AUUGGGAAAGAGUCCGAGAGCCAUUCUCUAUCCCUUCCUCUACUACUCGAUUUUUCCUAUUCCUGCAUCACUUUAUGGCACAUCGAUCGGCACCGUUUAUCAGUAACAAAUUUCCCCCAGCUCAAUCAUCUGCUCCAAAUCCUUCUCGAAUGUUCUGCGUCUCGUACGCCUCAACUCAACAGUCGGCAAAUACACCGACGAUCCAUGAACAACAGGAGGAAAUCUACUCUUCUCUGAAAAAAGUGCGAACUACUGAUGAUCUAACUUCAAGUCAAUUGUCUAUUGAUAAACAUGUCACUAUGAUUCCGUUGGGAAGCCCACACGAACUUCACCGAGAAAUAACUGCAAGCGGGACAUUGAUCAGAGUUUCCUCGGGGUUACCACAGAAAAUGGAUAUGGGUGCCAAUGAAAAAAUGAAGGAGUUAGUGCCAAAGAUGCGACCAGAAGCUACUCUCCAAUCCUUCCAACCUGUACGCCAAGAAGCACCGCAGAAAAAAGUUGAAAUUCAAGAACCAAAGAAAGAAUUCGAGAGUUGGUCGGGUCGAGCGAUGGAGGGACGAGUAUCUGGUGGUCAAGUUCGUGGCACAAACAACAUGCGUGGGUACUGGGAACGAAACAUUCAAAUUGAGCAACGACAAAGAGCAGAAGAUGAGAGACGCCAGAGACCGAAGAGUUAUGGUUUUCCGAAAUGGAGAUCUACAGAUGCGUUGUCUGCGUCAUUGGUUGCUUCGAAUAGCAUUCAGAUUCCGGUAGACAGUCGAAUCCCUGUAGAACGUUUGCGCAAAAUGGAGGAAACCGAGCGAGAAGCCAUCGAAGUGAAGAAAGAGAUUCACGAAGAAGCUGAAAUGACAGCGGGAGUUAGUAAUACAAGAAAACUAUCCAAAGGAAAAAGCCUAGACUCUCUAAGUAUGCAAGUUGAUUAUCAACCAUGGUAUGACACGGAAAAGAUCAAGUCGGCAGUAUCUCGAGAAUCCAUUGCCAAUAUCGCAACGUCACGUGAAUUCUUCGAAACAGCUUCUACGAGAGAUUGGAGAUCAGGUGCGAAUAGUCGCCGAGAUUCGAUGUGCUCUCUGAGCAUUGCUCCACCACUCCCACCAAAAUCUGAUGCGAUGCAAUUGAGACAGGCUACGGUGAAUCAUGCAUCAAGGCCACCUACCAACUAUCAUCAAAACGGUGGAUACGGUCAGCAGUACGAACCGAAUUUGUCAUCAGUUCCGAUUUCAAGUGGUGCACAGAAUAUUAAUAUGCUCACUAUUUCCAGUGGAUAUGAUGAUGGAAGACAAAUGGUUCAGAAGCAGCAACAACCACAGACAUCAAUUAAUAGGCUUGUUCAGCAAGACUCUCCUCAAACGGCUGACCCAAUUGAGCAACAAGAGGUUCUCCUAAUGCUUUAUCUGAAACAGAAUUUGGAUAUUGUUCGAGGUCUCGGAAUCCACAUCCCACAUGAUCUUCUCGCAGAAAUGGACGAUCUUCAGAUAUUGCCAGUCGAGUUGAGAAUUUGUGAUGAGGAACCACAAAGAGGUCAAAUGUUUAGCCCAGUCAACAAAAAUGGAAGAUAUCAGCGAAAACCUCAACCGAAUAUGGCUCCAAAUCGGCAGGUGAUGGGACAAAUGAUGGGACAGAAGUAUGGAAGUCGAAAGGAUAUUCCAAUUUCAACACGAAGCCGCCAGAAUAGUGAAAUGAGUAAUUCAAAUGUGGAUCUAUCCUAUCAUCAUCAUCAGCCACAUUCACAUAUGACUACAAAUUCCUCCUACGGAUAUCAUUAAUUCAACUUCAACUUUCUACAUAUUUAUAGAAAUUUUUAAUAUUUUUGGGAAUAAAAUAAAACUUUUU
Caenorhabditis elegans is the source of this 1833-nucleotide messenger RNA. RefSeq names its product ZM domain-containing protein (gene F54D5.15). The record is from RefSeq and is marked reviewed. The transcript is spliced from 9 exons. NCBI's taxonomy places the organism in Eukaryota, Metazoa, Nematoda, Chromadorea, Rhabditida, Rhabditidae. The coding region runs from base 75 to 1766 and encodes 563 amino acids.